Messenger RNA from Neocloeon triangulifer, 943 nucleotides. RefSeq lists its product as uncharacterized. The record is from RefSeq and is a predicted model, not a curated record. The transcript has 6 exons. NCBI's taxonomy places the organism in Eukaryota, Metazoa, Arthropoda, Insecta, Ephemeroptera, Baetidae. Gene Ontology annotation, biological process: intermembrane lipid transfer; ceramide transport. Gene Ontology annotation, cellular component: membrane; cytosol; cytoplasm. Bases 109 to 900 code for a protein of 263 amino acids. Gene Ontology annotation, molecular function: ceramide 1-phosphate transfer activity; ceramide 1-phosphate binding.
UCAGUCUGUAUUCUUCAUUUCGCUGAGUAGCAUAAGCUAAUCUUGCAUUCUCUUUCAUCGAUUUGAUCUUCUGUUAGUUCUGCUACUUGAAUCAAGAAUUUGGAGAAAAUGGCAUUGCAAUUGCAUGUAGGAGAAACAGUGUUUUCCUAUGGACAUUUCAUGUUCCCAACGCCUGUAAACGGUAUCGUGGACACCCAAGGGUUUCUUAAGGCAGCUGAAGGCAUCAACUAUUUUAUAGAUCUUUUUUGUGGCGGUUCAAAGUCGGUGGCAGUCGGACACCCCUUUAACGUAGUCAGCGCCUUGUCAAGUAUGCCUAAAUCAGUGGCUUUGGGUGGCCCUUUGACCCAGCUGGCCCUCGGACAUGUCCGAACUGUCCACAAGGAUGUUAUCUCACACGUGGCCUUAAUUAAUCUUAAGCGCAAUUUGGAACUGGUGUCCAGCGCGUACAACAAUAAUCCAAAAAGGUAUGCUACUAUUAACGAAAUGGUUGAAAACGAAUUGGAAGCUGGAGAGGAUGCAGUGAUUGAUGCGCUCCUUUGGACCAAAAGAUGUCUGCAUUUUGGCCAGUUAACAAUGGAGUAUCUGGUGGCUGAUUAUAAGAGGGGAGACUUUGAUGGCGACGUUUUGCCUCAUUUGAAGCGUGCCUACAAAAAUGCACUUGUCAAAUAUCACAAUAUUUUAACCACCAACUCGGCUAAUGCCGCUAUGUACUUAUCUGCUCCAGGCAAAAGAGAAGCAAUGCUGAAAAUGUGUUUUAAUGUUCGGGGUCAUGAGGCGGCAUUAAUAAGAGACAUGGACCUUGCUGCUGAAAGCAUGAAAAGAACAAUCAGAGCUAUCGACCAAAUCUACAGGACUAAUGGUGUGAACCUUGAAACCACUGAGCGCUGCAUUAUUUUGUGAAAUAAUGAACCAUAAUAAACCAUUUUUAUUUCUAAUCGGAACU